This is a messenger RNA of Carcharodon carcharias (great white shark), 2368 nucleotides long. It is a transcript of the gene xrcc6, whose product is annotated as X-ray repair complementing defective repair in Chinese hamster cells 6. The transcript is spliced from 13 exons. Lineage: Eukaryota; Metazoa; Chordata; Chondrichthyes; Lamniformes; Lamnidae. Gene Ontology annotation, cellular component: nucleus; Ku70:Ku80 complex. The record is from RefSeq and is a predicted model, not a curated record. Gene Ontology annotation, molecular function: damaged DNA binding; DNA helicase activity; telomeric repeat DNA binding. Gene Ontology annotation, biological process: double-strand break repair via nonhomologous end joining; cellular response to gamma radiation; telomere maintenance. Bases 106 to 1932 code for a protein of 608 amino acids.
CCGGGAUCGGAAGUGUGACAAGGCGCGAGCUGCCGGCAGCCGUUUCCAUCGCCAAAGCUUCGGAAUCACUUUCGUGCGACAGUUGGCACUUCCUCUGCUGCAGAUAUGUCGGAUUGGUAUUCACACUUUCAGAAUCGAGAUGAGGAGGAUCAGGAAGAGGCCGAGGAGAAUGAAGAGGACAUUCGAUACGUAGGAAGGGACAGCUUAAUCUUCCUCAUUGAUGCCUCAGAAGCCAUGUUUGAAAUGAACGAGGAAGACACUUCAGCAUUCAACAUGACUGUUCAGUGUGUACACAGGGUUUACACCAGUAAGAUUAUCAGCAGUGACCGUGAUCUUCUGGCUGUCGUGUUCUUCGGGACUGAAAAACACAAGAACUCUGUAGACUUCAAGCACAUUUAUGUCCUCCAUGACUUGGACACACCAGGUGCUAAGCGAGUGCUGGAGCUGGAUCAGUAUGAGGGGGAGAAGGGGAACAAGUCCUUCAAGGAGAACAUAGGCCACAGCACCGAUGGCUCAUUGAGUGAUGCACUCUGGGUCUGCUCCAAUCUCUUCAGUGACGUCAGGCUCAAACUGAGCCACAAGCGCAUCAUGCUGUUCACCAACAACGAUAACCCGCACGCCAAAGACAGCUCCAGAGCACGAAUGGCCAGAACAAAGGCCAGUGACCUCCGAGAGACAGGUAUCAUCCUUGACCUAAUGCAUCUGAAGAAGCCUGGUGGUUUUGACACAUCUCUAUUCUACUGUGACAUUGUCAGCGUAUCAGAGGAUGAAGGUACAGCCAUGCAAGACAAGGAGUCAGCCAGGUUGGAUGAUCUGCUUCAGAAAGUGUGGGCCAAGGACUACAAGAAAAGGACUAUCACCAGGCUGAACCUGAAGCUGGGAGAAGGUGUGGACCUUUCAGUCGGAGUUUACAAUCUCAUCCGGAGUGCCCAGAAACCCAGUGCAAUCCGCCUGUACCGAGAAACCAACGAGCCAGUCAAAACCAAAACCCGCUGGUUUAAUGGGGAGACGGGCAGCCUGCUUCUGCCCAGCGACACCAAAAAGGCCCAGGUUUAUGGAAACAGGCAGAUUGUUAUGGAGAAAGAAGAAACUGAGGAACUGAAGAGGUUCGAAGACCCAGGAUUGGUCCUAAUUGGUUUCAAGCCAUUGUCGCUCUUAAAGAAGCAUCACUACAUCAGACCCUCACAGUUCAUUUACCCAGAGGAGACACUGAUAGCAGGAAGCAUCACUUUAUUCAGCGCGCUGCUUACCAAGUGCCUGGAGAAGGAAGUGUACGCUGUUUGCCGGUACACUCCCCGGAGGAACACCCCACCCCGAUUUGUGGCGUUGGUCCCACAAGAGGAGGAAUUGGACAAUCAGAAAGUGCAGACGAUCCCUUCAGGAUUCCACCUGAUUUUCUUGCCUUAUGCCGACGAUAUCCGGAAGAUCAACUUUACGGAGAAGACAGUGGCCAAUGAGGAACAGAUCGAGAAGAUGAAGUUAGUGGUGCAGAAACUCAAGUUUAAAUACAGGCCCGAGAGCUUUGAGAAUCCGGUAAUUCAGCGGCAUUUCCGUAACCUGGAGGCGUUGGCCCUCGAUUUAAAGGAACCAGAAGGAAUGGAAGACCUGACAUUGCCAAAGACAGAUGUUAUGGACAAGAGAAUGGGACAGCUGGCAGAAGAAUUCAAUGCACUGGUUUAUCCUCCUGACUAUAACCCAGAGGCAAAGAGCCAUCAGAAGAGGAAGCUCGGCAACACAGCUGGGGGAGCGGAGAAGAAACCGAAAGUCGAGGCAUCACUGGGGGUGGAUGAGGUCAGGCGGCAUCUGCGGAGCGGGACUCUGGGCAAGCUGACAGUGCCGGUGCUGAAGGAGGUCUGUAAACAGUACGGGCUGAAGGGCAGCAAGAAGCAAGAGCUGAUUGACGCCAUCACCGGCCACUUUGCUGAGAAGUGACCGGACCUGAGUUCAGGUGAUGGCUGGGCCUGCACCAGCAGCGGAGACGCAGUCGGGUUUAGCUGGGGAAAUGCACACCCAGCCUUCUCCACAUAACUGAAGCCUCACAAUCACGGAAACGGGAAAGCUACAACCCCAGUAGUAGCCAGUAUCCAAAUGAGCUCUGAUCCAAACAUAACAGAACCAAGACUCGCUCUGACAAGGUGAAAGCCUCUCUGUGACUCUGACCAUCCUGGGCUUCUCUGCAUAAUGGGGAUGGCACAGACUUCCCUUCUGAGAUCUCCAGGAUAUACCGACCCUCACUGACAAGAAACUCAGAAACUGCACAGGAUAUUUUUGUAUCUCCUGAAUUUUUCACAAUUUAUUUUAAUAAUUAGUAUUGUACAAACCACCUGUAACCCACUCACAUCUAACCAAACUCUGUGUUGGCAAGUCA